Molecule: messenger RNA, 2983 nt
Organism: Eublepharis macularius
Lineage: Eukaryota; Metazoa; Chordata; Lepidosauria; Squamata; Eublepharidae
Gene: GATM
Product: glycine amidinotransferase
Exons: 9
Coding region: 78-1355 (425 amino acids)
Biological process (GO): creatine biosynthetic process
Cellular component (GO): mitochondrion
Molecular function (GO): amidinotransferase activity
Source: RefSeq, a predicted model, not a curated record
UCUGCUGCUGCUGCUGCUGCUCGGCGCGGGGAGCGGAGCCGAUCGAGCCGCGUUGCCAGCGCCGGGCAGAGAGAGGGAUGCUGCGUGUGCGGUGCCUGCGAGGAGGCAGCCGGGGGGCCGAGGCCGUGCACUACAUCGGGUCGAGGCUUGGAAGAGCCGUCACAGGAUGGGUGCAGCGAACUUUCCAGAGCACCCAGGCAGCCACAGCCUCCCAGACGUCCUGUGUUGCUGCUGAGGAAAACAACAAAGCCCCUGACCCUGUCCCCGAAGAUUGCCCCGUCUGCUCGCACAAUGAAUGGGACCUGCUCGAGGAAGUCAUUGUGGGGAGAGCCGAAAAUGCCUGCGUCCCUCCUUUUACUGUGGAGGUCAAGGCGAACACCUAUGAGAAGUACUGGGGAUUUUAUCAGAAACAUGGUGGCCAGAGCUUCCCCCCAGAUCAUGUCAAGAAAGCAACUGCUGAAAUAGAAGAGAUGUGCAAUAUUUUGAAAAUGGAAGGUGUGGCUGUCAAGAGGCCAGAACCACUUGACUGGUCGGUCCGAUAUAAAACACCUGACUUUGAAUCUACCGGUAUGUACGCAGCCAUGCCGAGGGACAUUUUGCUGGUAAUUGGAAAUGAAAUCAUCGAAGCUCCGAUGGCUUGGCGUGCCCGUUUCUUUGAAUACAGAGCAUAUCGACCCAUAAUCAAAGAUUAUUUUCGCCGUGGGGCUAAAUGGACCACAGCACCAAAGCCUACCAUGGCUGAUGAACUUUACGACCAGGAUUAUCCCAUCCGCACUGUGGAAGACAGGCACAAGCUGGCUGCCCAGGGCAAAUUUGUCACGACUGAAUUCGAGCCGUGCUUUGAUGCAGCUGACUUCAUAAGAGCCGGAAGAGACAUCUUUGUGCAAAGAAGUCAGGUUACCAACUUCCUGGGUAUCGAAUGGAUGCGAAGACACCUCGCUCCUGAGUACAGAGUGCACACCAUCUCUUUUAAAGAUCCCAACCCCAUGCACAUCGAUGCCACGUUUAACAUCAUUGGGCCGGGCCUUGUGCUUUCUAACCCCGAUCGCCCAUGCAAUGAGAUCGAACUCUUCAAGAAAGCAGGUUGGACGGUGGUUCACCCUCCAUUGCCCCUCAUUCCGGACGACCACCCGCUGUGGAUGUCCUCAAAAUGGCUGUCCAUGAACGUCCUGAUGUUGGGUGAAAAACGUGUGAUGGUGGACGCCAAUGAGAUCCCGAUCCAGAAGAUGUUUGAAAGUUUAGGGAUUUCAACAAUCAAGGUCAACAUCCGCCAUGCCAAUUCUUUGGGAGGAGGCUUCCACUGCUGGACCUGUGACAUCCGUCGCCGCGGCACCCUGAAGUCGUAUUUCGAUUAGGGAGGGACCGAGUAAGCCCUCCCUGCGGUUCAGUUUGCAUAAAAUAGCUGUAGGAAGAAGAGGCCGGUUUCAUCUUUCUGCUUUAAAACAGAGAACGUGAAUGCAUGAGCUGUAGAACUUGGAACAAUGGCGCCCUGAACAGAGGUCCCGCAGACGGUUGGUUUGAAGGGCCAGUUUGCACAUUAUGUGGAAGACAGCCACAGUGCGUGUGCUCCACAGGUCAGUCACGUGAUGAGCAUAAUGUGUGCAUUUGUCCCCUGCUUAACGCUUUUCAGUGUACAAAUGCAGCCUGCUAUUCAGAAGGCCCUGCUGCGUGCUGCAGCCUGAAUCGCAGAAUUCACUUCCCUUAACUAUUCCUCUUACAGAGAAAUACUGGUCUUGAAAGUGCUCCUACCCUGGGUAGGAGCACCUUGGUGGAGCUGAAGUAAUGUAGUGACACACAACCGAACUGUACAGGGCAUUGGGGAUCUCCCACCAGAUCCCCGAUAUAUAGUUUAGCUGCAAAAAAGCCACUACAGGGGGCUAAAUAUCCAUCAAGGUCAUAGCACCAGGGAAAGGGAAUGUGUGUUAAACCUCAGCUUCCCACACCGUAUCACUGAUUAUCAGUGCAUUUCUACACAGAGUUAUAUUCUUCUGAGUGCGCUGACUUCAGUGGACCGUAGCACAGAAUGUGCAUGCAUGUACUUACGGUUGCACUGAAAUACGUAUCUCCUCUUCUCCUCCCUUUGCUACAUUUAGCCCUGGUAAUGAAAAAGACAGGUGCUGAUAGCUUACCUAAACUUUUUCCCUAGCGGGGCUAAAAGCAGGCUAGCUUCCAUGAGGGAAAUAGAGGAGGAAGGAAGAGGGCUUUUUUAAAAAAAAACCCUUCUGGAGCAUCACGGCUCUGAUCCAUAUUGAGUGCAGCUGCAUUUUGAGGCUAAUUAGGAGAUCCAGUUGUGAGUCCGCAGCGUCAAGCAUUUUUGGCCCUUGAAAAGGAACUGUGAUCCAGGCUUCAGCCCUUUCAAAGCUUGGCCACAACAAUGGUUUAGGCAAGCAAUACAUCUCUCAGCCCCUGCCAUAUGAUUUUUUUUAAAAGGCCUACCUUACAGGACUGUUGUAAGAAUUAUCGUGACACUAUGCAUGAAGUAUUUUGCACACUGAAAGCAUUAAGCAUUAAGUAUUACUAGGUUCUGAAACCAUCUUUGGUGUAUCCCAUAAAUCAUGUAAUUUGCAGAAUGGCCCUUAGCUAGGGGAGUCCCAUCCUCAGCAGCACAGGUCCUCUGGCUGGCUUUUUGAAAGAUUUCCUUCUUUACGUGAAGCCCAGGUAUACAAAUGUUGGCAAUAUUUCUCAUUCUCCUAGAGGUUGGCCAAUGAUGUUACCCAUCUACCUCCGCUUGAACUUCUAUCAAAAAGGCAGCUAGAAAUGUUAGACCUGAGUUUAACGUUCUUUCCAAUCAGUGUUUUUUAAAAAACUGCGUGUAUGUAUACCACACUUUCUUUUUUAACUAAAAAGAAAAUUAGAGCAGCCUAAAACAGCGUGGCUUGGAUCCUGAAUUGCUGUUCUGUCAGGGUAACCGCAGUUCCUCUGACUGAACGGCAUUUCUGUUUGCAGAGGAGUGGGUGAUUUUCACCAGUUCUCCCCUUCCCAC